UUGAACCUCGACCGUCCGUCACGCCGUGACCGUGAAUCGCCGCCGUUCGUCUUGCCCUUCGCGGGCGACUCGGUCCUCGCCCUCGCCCUCGCCCUCGCCCUCGCCCUCGCCCUCGCCCUCGCCCUCGCCCUUGCCCUCGCCCCCGACUCGUCCACACUCGAUACCAUCUCCUCCUCUAUUCCUCCCAUCCUCACCCCUUCGAGUCUCCUUCUCUUUGAGCCGGAGCCGCUUCACUCGACAGAAUGUCGAGCCUGGGGCAGUCGGGUCCUAAUAGCCAUCCCGGCCUCGCCUUUCCCCAGCCAGGCAUUCGACGCAGUCACGGCCCAGGCUUCCCGCCUCUACAACACGCGAACCCCCUACACCCCUCAGCAGCCUCCCCAGGCCCAAUACCCUCAUCAUCUCUUCCAAACCCAGACGCCUGUCAAUGGCAACGUCAACGGCACCUCGCGUCCCCCGAGCCACGUCCCCAAUGCCGCCGCCCUCGGACGCCAGAGGGGCCCUCCCUCGAGGCAGCAGAUGCCCCAGCAGAGCGCGCCUUCCAUGUUCCUGCCGCUGGGCCAGCAACAAAACCUCGGUCACCAGCAAAGCCUGAGCCAGCAGCAGGUUUUGGGACAGCCGCAGGGCCUCGGGGGCCAACAAGGCCUCGGAGGGCAACAAGGGCUUGGUCAGCAGCAGGGACUGGGUCAGCAACAAGGACUUGGUCAACAACAAGGUCUCGGCCAGCAGCAAGGCCUCGGUCAGCAGACGGGACUUGGGCAACAGAGUCUCGGUCAGCAGGCUGCUCUCAGUCAACAACAAGGCCUGGGACAUCAACAGAGUCUUGGUCAACAGCAAGGACUCAGUCAGCCUCAAGGGCUUGGUCAGCAGCAGCAACAGCAGCAUCAGCAGCACCAGCACCACAGCCAGCACCAACAACAUCAGCAACACCAGCAACAUCAACAGCACCAGCAGCAUCAGCAACACCAUCAACAACAGCAGCACCACCAACAGCAAAGUCUGAAUCAGCUGAACCUGGGCCAACAGAGUUUGAGCCAGCAGAGUCUGAGCCAGCAAGCCUUGGGCCAGCAGAGCCCUCAGCAGCAGCAGACUCUCACCCAGCAACAGCAACAGAAUCUCGCACAGCAGCAGCACCAACAGCAACAACAACAACAACAGCAGCAGCAGCAGCAGACACUGAGCCAACAACAAAAGCUGAGCCAACAGCAGAACCUGAGCCAGCAGCAACAGAACUUGAACCAGCAGCAGCAAAUCAAGAACGAGCCGGUUAUAUCCCACCAGCCCCACCCCCAGGCUCAGCAAACGCUGUCACAGACAACGCCCAAGCCAGCAGUGCAACAGAUUCCCCAGGUGCAGCAGGUCCAGCAGGUUCCGCAACAAGUUCAACAGGCCCAGCAGGUGCCCCAGGUCCCUCAGGUUCAGCAGGCUCAGCAGGUCCAGCAGCCUGCCCAACCUAGGCCUGAGACCCCGGCUCAAGCCAGCGAGCACCAUGGAGACAGCAUGGAGGUGGAAACCCUCGCUGAAGAUGGUGACUCGCUGGAGCCCAAAAUGGUUGAUGGCGGGCCCUUCGUUCCCCGCCAGCCAAUGGGCGAGAUGAUGUCCGCUCCUCCUGAGGGAGGCAGCUAUCCAACGCUGGAGGCAGUUCAUAAGAGCGUUCUGGCCUACUGCACGUCUGUCGGCUACGCGAUUGUCAUUGGGCGCUCCAAGAAGACCGUACCCGGUCUCAAGAAGGUCCUGUUUGUGUGCGACCGCGCGGGCAAGCCUCCCAGUCGCGUCAGCCCCGAGUUCCGCAAGAGAAAGACGUCGUCCCGCAAAUGCGAUUGCCAGUUUGGCUUCUUCGCUAUCGAGCAGCGAACUCAAUGGACGAUUCGAUACCGUCCUGAUCCGCAGCACCUGUCGCACAAUCACGGGCCGAGCGAAAGUCCCCUCCUCCACCCGGCCGCUCGCAAGCUGGACAGUAAGAUGGUUGCCGCCGUCAAGCAGCUGAAGGACAGUGGGGUUAGUGUAAACGAGACACUGGAAAUACUGCAAAACGAAAACCCUCACGUUCCUUUACUUCCUCGCGAUAUCUACAACGCCCGAGCGGCCAUCAACCGCAAUCCUCAAAAGGUUGCCACGGGCUUGGCCGAGAACCGACCGGCCAUAUACAGCAAGCCACACCCGACGGCAGAGGAACGAAUCCGUGCAGACCUGCGAAAGGAGCUGGCCAAGGCUCGCGAAGAUUUCGACAAGUACAAGGAAGAAAAGGAGAAGGAGAUUGCCGGGCUGAAGAAGACUCUGGAGGAGAAGCAGCAGAUCAUUACGAGAUUCGAGAUGUUUAUCGACAUUUGCAAUCAACGUGUCAUGGUACAGCGGGAGAUGCUCGGCGGGGAGACGACUGGUCCCGGUGCUCCGAGUCGUACCUACGAUGAUGCCGACUUCGUCUCUGUAAAUACCAUCUUCCCGUCCGAAAACACGUUUGCCGCCAUGGAGGUGGCUUCACCCUCGAUCCCGGGCGCCAACGGCGUCGCCUCGCCCACGUCCGACAUCUCGAUCGAUCCCAUCCGCGUCGUCGACCACAUCACUCUGGCAUGCAAGAUAGCUCUCGGCGCCACCCCCGAGGAGCUCGAGAGCCCCGGCAGCUUGCUGCACAAGCAUCGCUACUCCGAUACCGUCCAGCGCUGCACCCGUUUCGCGACCGAUACCCCGAACACCCUGUACAUUCAGAAGGAUAUCCUACCCGCGUCCACGAUACAGAAUGGAGAGGACUCAAAGCCUCUGUCCUAUACAUACUCCCUGACUACCGAGAUCUCCUCGUCCCCGACGACCGCGUCUGUCCUCGUCCUGCUGAAGCAGAGACCCGGCCCCAUCGACCCCGUGCUCCCUCUUACCUCCCAGAUACUUCUCACUAAUCUCCCAGGCCCUGCUACUCUGAAUGCCACCGCCGGCGAGCAGGGUCCUUCGACCUCGCCCUUUGAGAUUCUGCACUCUUACGUUCACAAUGCGCUGGCGCCGUACUUUGAUGCCAAUACCCGGAGCCAAAUCACCAACGGUACUAGGGGCAGGGCCGACGUGGACUCCAAAACUGGUAUUCCCGUCACCAAGAAGAGGUGGAACGAUCUGGAGUUGAGCUUGCUUCACCUGCAGCAGAACGUCGAGAUCCCCGAGGUCUCCCUCAUGUUCCACACCAUGGUCCAGAACGCGUUGGAGGAGGCCGAUUCGCGACACUCCAAACCGACCCUCGACCUUAUCCCGGGCGCUGUGCUCUCCGACAGUACUUUCCUCAACAGCUUGCAGAACAACGUGAACAGCUGGAUCAAGUCUAUUCAGGUCAUCACGAGGAUGACGCGCGACCCCGCGGACAACGCCAAGGACUUCAAGUUUACUGCCAGCCAGGAGGUCAACUUUUGGCUGUCGAUGGAGUCUGCGCUGGAGGGAAUCGAGGGACAGCUCCGCAGCGAAGGAGUUUUGUUGACGUUGGAGAUUCUCAAGCACGCAAAGCGUUUCCAGGCGACUGUCAGUUUCACUGCCGAUACUGGUCUGAAAGAGGCCAUGGAGAAGGUCCAGAAGUACAACCAGCUCAUGAGAGAUUUCCCGCUCGACGAACUGCUCUCCGCCACGUCCUUGUCCAAGGUCAAGGAUGCCAUCGUGCAAAUUUUCGGUCACUUGAACAGGAAGCUGAGAAUCUGCCCCUAUCCUAUCCGUAGGGCAUUACCACUUGUGGAGGCCAUCUCUGGCGACUUGGACGAGGUUCUGCACAGACUGCUUCCGGGAACGGAGCUUGUCAACCUCGACUACAGCGAGUUUAAGGGAAUCAUGAAGUCUUGCGACGACAUCUUCACGACUUGGGAUGAGAGCAUCAAGGAAUUUACCAACGUGGCUCGUGAGGUCACGCGUCGCAGAAACGAAAAGUUCAUUCCUAUCAAGGUCAACCCGAAGCACGGCGAGCUCCAGGGCCGCCUGAAGUAUGUUAGCACCUUUCGUGACAAUCAUGAGCAACUGCAGCGCACCAUCGUCAACGUGCUCGGUCCCAAGGCUACCGUAAGCGGCCUCACCGAAACGACCAGCACCAACGGCGUCGUUGUCGUGGAGGAGAUGGGCGAUGUCGACGCCGUUGAGGAGGUCAAGCAGGCGUGGGAGGCACUCAAGAACGUGGAUCUCCUCGACGUAUCCUCCGAAGGCACGGAGAGAUGGGCUAAGGCCGAGAACAUGUACAACGAGCGGACUUCCCGAGUUGAGAACUCCAUCAUUGCGCGUCUCCGAGACCGACUGGCCACUGCAAAGAACGCCAACGAGAUGUUCCGCGUCUUCUCCAAGUUCAACGCCCUUUUCGUGCGACCCAAGAUUCGUGGUGCCAUCGCCGAGUAUCAGAACCAGCUCAUGGAGCACGUCAAGCAAGCCAUCCACGGCCUCCACGAGCGUUUCAAGCAGCAGUAUGGCCACUCCGAGGCUCACGCCAUGGCCCAGCUGCGUGACCUCCCGCCUGUUUCUGGUGCCAUCAUCUGGGCCCGACAGAUCGAGCACCAGCUUGAUAAUUACAUGAAGAAGGUUGAGGACGUUCUCGGUGUAGAGUGGGCAAUUCACGCCGAGGGUCAAAAGCUCCAGAGCGAGAGCAAUCUGUUCCGCAAAAAGCUUGACACACAAACGAUUUACAAGGCUUGGCUCGACGAUGUUCAGCGUCGCCAGAUCUCCAUCUCUGGCUUCCUCUUUGAUAUCCGGCGCAUGCGAUCAACAGGAGGUAACUACGAACUCCUGGUCAACUUCGACCCUCAAGUCAUUACCCUGUUCAAGGAAACGCGGAACCUCAUGUGGCAAAACUACGCCGUGCCCCAUUCGAUCAACAAUGUGUCCAAGGAUGCCAAACGUGUGUACCCCUUCGCUGUCAGUCUCAUGGAAAGCGUCCGCACCUUUUCGCAGAUCAUGCGCCAAAUCUCUGAGAUGGGCGAAGAGGCAGUUCUUGUGUACGGAUAUAGGAAUGAUGUUUACGCGCUCGUGUCCAGAGGUGUCCCCCUCAGGUGGGAGUCUUUCGUCAACUCGCACGAGAUCUUCUUCUCCACUAAGAACAACUCCGCUCUUCCCUCUGUCUCUGAGUUCGGACUGUCCAAGCCGUCGGAGAGCAAGCACAGCCUUUUCAUCCGCGAGUUCGCUGCAGCAGUGUCCUUGCUGCAGGGAAAGACUGCGACACUGGCAUCAAUCCAUGCGACCGUCGAAAAGGCCCUUGCCGAGCUCAACACAUGCCCUUACGAGGCCACCGCCUUCACCUCGCGCUUGGAGACCAUUCAGACAGCUGUUGACCAGCUUAACUUGGAGCAGUAUGUCAAUCUGCCCUACUGGGUUGAAAACAUGAACCAAAAGCUCAAGGAUGUGCUCCUGGCUCGUCUUCAAGACGCUAUCCUCGCCUGGAUUCAAGCCUUCGAGGACGAAUACCUUGACGACGGCCGUCGGAAGCAAGUCACCGAGCACGGUGAGGAGCCCGCUUCUGAAGGACCGACGAUCAAGCGCUUGGUUCAUGAGUUGUCCAUGCGAAACCAGGUGAUCUACUUGGACCCUCCCCUGGAGUAUGCUCGCUCCAGCUGGUUCGUCCAGUUGCAUGACUGGCUCGGAAUUGUUUGCAACCUGAAGAAGAUCAAGGCCACUCGUUACCAGAUGACCCUUACGACCACAACCCUGGACGAGCCCCGCUUCGACGAUCUGCCCGGUGAAUGCACUGAUCUGCUCAGCCGCGUGUACGUCUCUGUUGAGAAGAAGAUUGAGGAAGUCGGCACCUACGUCGACAAGUGGCUUCAGUUCCAGUCUCUGUGGGAUCUCCAGUCAGAGCAGGUGUACGAGGCUCUUGGUGACCAGUUGGCCCGCUGGCUGCAGCUUCUCCAGGAAAUCCGCAAAACUCGGCAGACAUUCGACACUCAGGAAGUCAGCAGACAGUUUGGCCACACCACGAUCGACUAUGACCAGGUUCAGACCAAGGUCAACGCCAAGUACGAUCAAUGGCAACACGAAAUCUUGAUGAAGUUCGCUAGCAGACUCGGCAACCGCAUGCGUGAAGUCCACGCUGAGAUCGAGAAGGCCCGUCGUGACCUCGAGAGCCAAGGGUUGGAUGCGUCGUCCACUGCCCAAGCCGUCCAGUUCAUUACUGUCGUGCAGGCCUGCAGGCGCAAUGUCAAGCUCUGGGCACCUGAGAUUGACAUGUUCAGACAGGGACAGUCCACUCUUGUGCGACAACGCUACCAAUUCCCCAACGACUGGCUGCACAUUGAACAGAUCGACAGCUCUUGGGAGUCUUUGACCGAGAUCCUUGAGAAGAAGUCCAAGAUUGUCCAGGACCAGACCGAUGCGCUCAAGUCCAAGAUCAUUGCAGAGGACAAGAUCGUCAAUGACAGAAUUGCGGAGGUUGCUGUACAGUGGAAUGACGAGAAGCCCGUUUCUGGCACUAUCCAGCCCGACGUCGCGUCCGCUACGCUCAGCUCUUUCGAGAGCAGAAUUUCCAAGCUGCAAUCCGACUUCGAGAUGGUCGCGAAGGCUAAGGAGGCUCUUGACAUUCCUGCUACCCCCGACACCUCACUCGGUAUUAUCCUGGAGGAAGUUCAAGACUUCCAGUCCGUCUGGUCCAAUCUGUCUACCAUCUGGGCCAGCCUCAACGAGACGAGAGAGAUUUUGUGGACGGCCGUUCAGCCGAGAAAGAUCCGCUCCAAGAUUGACGAUCUUAUCAAGAGCACUAAGGAAAUGCCCAGUCGUAUGCGUCAGUACGCUGCCUUCGAGCACGUCCAGACAAUUCUUCGCGGUCUGCUGAAGGUCAACUCUGUUCUCUCGGACCUCAAGUCCGAAGCUAUCAGGGACCGCCACUGGAACAAGAUCUACAAGCAGAUCAAGCCUGGCAAGCGCUACUCGCCAGUCUCCAUGACCCUCGGUGACGUCUGGGACCUCAACCUCGUCGCCACGGAAGUUAUCGUCAAGGAUAUCAUCGCCCAAGCCCAGGGUGAGAUGGCCCUGGAAGAGUUUCUCAAGCAAGUUCGCGAGACUUGGUCUAACUAUGGUCUGGAACUCGUUAACUACCAGAACAAGUGCCGUCUCAUUCGUGGCUGGGAUGAUCUGUUUGCCAAGUGCAGUGAAAACCUGAACUCCCUGCAGGCCAUGAAACACUCUCCUUACUACAAGGAAUUUGAAGAGGAGGCAAACUCUUGGGAGGACAAGCUUAACCGUGUUCACGUCCUCUUCGACGUCUGGAUUGACGUCCAGAGACAGUGGGUGUACCUGGAAGGUGUCUUCACCGGCAACGCCGAUAUCAAGCACCUGUUGCCCGUUGAGUCCUCCAGAUUCCAGAACAUCAACAGCGAGUUCUCCGCCGUCAUGAAGAAGGUCUACAAGCAGCCGUACGUCCUGGACGUUCUCCAAAUCCCCAACGUCCAGAAGUCCCUCGAGAGACUCGCUGAGUUGCUCAACAAGAUCCAGAAGGCUCUGGGAGAAUAUUUGGAGAAGGAACGUGUCUCGUUCCCCAGAUUCUACUUCGUCGGUGACGAGGAUCUCCUCGAAAUGAUCGGUAACAGCAACGACACCCUCCGUAUCGCCAAGCACUUCAAGAAGAUGUUUGCCGGCCUCUCAGGAUUGAUCAUGGACGACGAGACCAUUAUUUCUGGUUUCACUUCCAAGGAGGGCGAGGCCGUGCGUCUCAAGAAGGAGAUUUCUUUGGCCAAGACACCCAAAAUCAACGACUGGCUCGCCCUGCUGGAGAGCGGCAUGAAGAAUACCCUUGCCGAGCUCCUUGCUGAAGCCGUUGAGCACUACACGCCCAUCUUCGAGUCCGAGAGCAUCGAGAUGUCCGCCUUGAAUGAGUUCAUGGAGGCUUUCCCCAGUCAAAUCGUCGUCCUUGCUACCCAAGUCGUAUGGACGACUGUUGUCGACAAGUCUCUCGCUGACGGUGGCAAGACUCUGCAGUCGCUCUACGAGCGCGAGGUGCAGGUGCUUCGCCUCCUUGCCGAUACCGUCCUCGGCGAUCUCGAGGUCAUCCAGCGCAAGAAGUGCGAGCAGUUGAUCACUGAGUGUGUCCACCAGCGCGACACCAUUGAGAAACUCAUCAACCUCAACGCAACGACGCCCACCCACUACUUCUGGUUGCUCCAGAUGCGUUACACCUACGGCACCGAGGGCGAUUUCCUCCAGCGUCUGCAGAUCAAGAUGGCCAACGCCAAGCUCAGCUACGGUUUCGAAUACCUCGGAGUUCCCGACCGCCUCGUCAGGACCCCUCUUACCGACCGCUGCUUCCUCACCCUCACUCAAGCCCUCUGCCAGCGUCUGGGUGGUUCUCCCUACGGACCUGCUGGUACCGGUAAAACAGAAUCAGUCAAGGCUCUUGGUCUCCAGCUUGGUCGCUUCACUUUGGUCUUCUGCUGUGACGACACUUUUGAUUUCCAAGCCAUGGGUCGUAUCUUCCUUGGUAUUUGCCAAGUCGGUGCCUGGGGUUGUUUCGACGAGUUCAACCGUCUUGAAGAGAGAAUCUUGUCUGCCGUCUCUCAGCAGAUUCAGAACAUUCAGCUUGGUCUGAAGCAGGGCGCAGAGGAUGAGAAGGCUCAGAUCGAGCUUGUGGGCCGUCAGCUUCACGUCAACGCCAACACCGGUAUCUUCAUCACCAUGAACCCUGGCUACGCCGGCCGUUCCAACCUUCCCGACAACUUGAAGAAGCUGUUCCGCAGUGUUGCCAUGUCCAAGCCUGACAAGGAGCUCAUUUCCGAAGUCAUGCUGUACUCUCAGGGUUUCAACCAAGCCAAGCAGCUGUCCAAGCAAACCGUGCCUUUCUUCGACCAAUGCUCGGCCAAACUGUCGAAGCAAGCCCACUACGACUUUGGUCUUCGUGCCCUGAAGAGUGUUCUCGUCAGCUCUGGAGGUCUCAAGCGUGCUCGGUUGGCAGCUAGCGGCGGUAGCAUCGGCGCUGAAGAGGUCGUCGAGCCCGAGAUCAUUGUCCAGAGUAUUCGGGAGACCAUUGCGCCCAAGUUGAUCAAGAGCGAUGUCGAGAUCCUCACUGAUGUUGAGGAGAGUUGUUUCCCUGGUGUCCAGUACGUCCCUGCCAACUUGGAGGCGCUUGAGGAGGCUAUCAGAACGCUCGCCGCCGAGAGACAGCUGGUUGUCAACGAUACCUGGAUGACCAAGGUCCUCCAGCUCUACCAGAUCCAGAAGAUUCACCAUGGUGUCAUGAUGGUGGGUAACUCUGGUACGGGUAAAUCCGCUGCUUGGACCCUUCUGUUGGAUGCACUUCAGAAGGUCGAGGGCGUUGAGGGCGUGCAGCACGUCAUCGACUCCAAGGUCAUGUCCAAGGAGGCACUGUACGGAAACCUCGACUCGACCACCCGCGAGUGGACGGACGGUCUCUUCACCAGUAUUCUUCGAAAGAUCGUCGACAACCUCAGAGGUGAAGACUCCAAGCGCCACUGGAUCGUGUUUGACGGUGAUGUCGACCCCGAAUGGGUUGAGAACUUGAACAGUGUGUUGGACGACAACAAGCUCCUCACCCUUCCCAAUGGUGAGCGUCUCAACUUACCUGCCAACGUCCGCAUCAUGUUCGAAGUUGAGACCUUGAAGUACGCUACCCUUGCCACCGUCUCUCGUUGCGGUAUGGUCUGGUUCAGCGAGGAUACCGUGUCGCCCAGCAUGAUGCUUGAGAACUACCUCGAGACUCUGCGCUCAAAGCCGUUCGAGGACCUCGACGAGGACAACGUCGCCGCUGGACAGAGCCCCGCCAAAGCUCUGGCUGUUCAGUCUCAGGCCGCCGAUCUUCUCCACGCUCACCUCAGCGGAGAGGACUUCCUUGCCCAGGCGCUCAAGGAAGCGGAGGGCUUCAACCACAUUAUGGACUUCACUAUUGCCCGCGUUCUCAACACUCUGUUCUCUCUUCUGAACAAGGCCGUCCGCGACAUGAUUGAGUACAACGCUCAGCACUCCGACUUCCCCUUGGACCCCGAGCAAGUCGAGGCUUUCAUCUCCAAGAAGCUCCUCCUCGCUUUGGUCUGGGCUCUCACAGGUGACUGCCCUCUGAACGACAGAAAGUCAUUUGGUGAUGUUGUUUGUGGACUGGCGAGCUUUGGCAACCCGCCUCUGGACGGCACCAGCUCGCUCAUCGACUUUGACGUCACUCUGCCCAAGGCCGAAUGGUCUCCUUGGCAAAACCAAGUGCCCAGCAUCGAGGUCAACACCCACUCCAUCACCCAGACCGAUGUCGUUAUCCCGACACUCGAUACCGUUCGUCAUGAGGACGUCCUCUACUCUUGGCUGGCUGAGCACAAGCCCCUGCUUCUUUGCGGUCCUCCCGGUUCGGGUAAGACUAUGACGCUCUUCAGCGCUCUUCGCAAGCUCCCCAACAUGGAGGUUGUUGGUCUCAACUUCUCCAGUGCUACUACUCCGGAUCUUCUGAUCAAGACUUUCGAGCAAUACUGCGAGUACAAGAAGACACUGAACGGAGUCAUGCUCUCGCCCACACAGAUUGGCAGAUGGCUCGUCAUCUUCUGCGAUGAAAUCAACUUGCCUGCUCCCGACAAGUACGGAACGCAGCGAGCUAUCUCCUUCCUGCGUCAGCUCGUCGAGCACAACGGAUUCUGGAGAACUUCGGACAAGUCCUGGGUCACGCUUGACCGCAUCCAGUUUGUCGGUGCUUGUAACCCUCCCACCGAUGCAGGCCGUACUCCCCUCGGCGCGAGAUUCCUCCGUCACGCCCCUCUUAUCAUGGUCGAUUACCCCGGAGAGCUUUCACUGCUCCAGAUUUACGGCACCUUCAACUCCGCCGUCCUCAAGAUCAUCCCGGCAUUGCGCGGAUACUCUGAGCCGCUUACUCAAGCAAUGGUCAAGUUCUACCUUGAGUCUCAACAGCGGUUCACUCCCAAGAUCCAGCCCCACUACGUAUACAGUCCUCGUGAAUUGACGAGAUGGGUGCGUGGUAUUUACGAGGCCAUCAGACCCCUGGAGACGCUUUCCAUCGAGGGACUCGUCCGCAUCUGGGCACACGAGGCUUUGCGUCUCUUCCAAGAUCGUCUUGUCGCUGAGGACGAGCGGCAGUGGACCGAUGAUGCCGUGCGACGCAUCGCUCUUGACCUUUUCCCCACCGUUGACGAUCAGAAGGCCCUUGGCGGACCCAUCCUCUUCUCCAACUGGCUCUCGAAGAACUACGUCCCCGUUGACCGCGAACAACUUCGCGACUUCGUUAAGGCCCGACUCAAAACCUUCUGUGAAGAGGAAGUCGACGUUCCGCUCAUUCUAUUCAACGAUGUCCUUGAUCACGUUCUUCGCAUCGAUCGUGUCUUCAGACAGCCCCAGGGUCAUCUCAUUCUCAUUGGUGUCAGCGGUAGUGGAAAGACCACUUUGUCCCGUUUCGUCGCCUGGAUGAACGGUCUCAAGGUCUUCCAGAUCAAGGUGCACGGCAAGUACUCCGCCGAAGACUUUGACGACGACCUCCGCGAUGUCCUCCGCCGCUGCGGCUGCAAGGGUGAGAAGAUCUGCUUCAUCAUGGACGAAUCCAACGUUCUCGACUCUGGUUUCCUCGAGAGAAUGAACACUUUGCUGGCCAACGCCGAAGUCCCCGGUCUUUUCGAAGGAGACGAGUUCGCCGCCCUCAUGACGGCCUGCAAGGAAGGUGCCCAGAGACAGAAUCUCCACCUUGACUCGCCAGAGGAGCUGUACAAGUGGUUCACUCAACAGAUCGUCAAGAACCUGCACGUUGUCUUCACCAUGAACCCGCCCGAGGAUGGACUCGGUUCCAAGGCCGCAACCAGUCCCGCCUUGUUCAACCGUUGCGUUCUCAACUGGUUCGGAGACUGGUCCGAUCAAGCCCUCUUCCAGGUCGGCCAUGAGCUCACUACAUCUAUGGAUCUGGACCGUCCCAACUUCCAGGCGCCGGACACUAUCACGGUGGCAUACCGCGCACUCCAACUGCCUCCUACGCACCGCGAGACUAUCGUCAACUCCAUGGUCUACAUCCACUACUCCCUCCAGCGCUUCAAUGCCAAGCUUCUCAAGCAGCAAGGCAAGGUUACGUUCCUUACGCCCAGACAUUUCUUAGACUUUGUCGCCCAGUAUGUCAAGCUGUAUAACGAGAAGCGCGAAGACUUGGAAGAGCAGCAGCGCCAUCUCAACGUUGGUCUCGAGAAGCUGAGAGACACUGUCGACAAGGUUCGCGACCUGAGGGUCAGCCUUGCCGAGAAGAAGACUCAGCUUGAAAAGAAGGACGCCGAGGCCAACGAGAAGCUGCAGCGCAUGGUUGCCGACCAGAGAGAGGCCGAGCAGAGGAAGAACACCUCCUUGGAGAUCCAGGUCGCUCUGGAGAAGCAAGAAGCCGAGGUCGCGUCGCGGAAGAAGGUUGUGUUGGACGAUCUUGCAAAGGCCGAACCCGCUGUCGAAGAGGCUAGGGCCAGUGUUAGCAACAUCAAGCGUCAGCACCUUACCGAAGUUCGAUCUAUGGGUAACCCCCCUCAGGGUGUCAGACUCGCUCUCGAGUCUGUCUGCGCUCUGCUUGGUCACAAGGUCAAUGACUGGAAGAUGAUCCAGGGUAUUAUCCGCCGCGACGACUUCAUCGCCAGCAUUGUUAACUUCGACAACGAGAAGAACAUGACCAAGGCUCUGCGUCUCAAGAUGCGCAAGGAAUUCUUGUCGAUCCCGGAAUUCACAUUCGACAAGGUCAACCGCGCCUCCAAAGCAUGUGGACCCCUGGUGCAAUGGGUUGAAGCGCAGGUUUCGUACUCCGAGAUUCUGGACCGUGUUGGCCCCCUCAGAGAGGAGGUCGACCAGCUCGAGGAGCAAGCUCUGCAGACAAAGGCAGAGGCCAAGGCUGUUGAGAACACCAUCAACACUCUCGAGUCCAGCAUUGCGCAGUACAAGACGGAGUACGCUGCGCUCAUCAGCGAGACGCAGGCUAUCAAGUCUGAGAUGUCCAAGGUCCAGUUCAAGGUCGACAGAAGUGUUAAGUUGCUCGACAGUCUUUCGUCCGAGAGAGUCCGUUGGGAAGAGGGCAGCAAGUCCUUCGAGACUCAGAUCAGCACCCUUGUCGGCGAUGUCCUCGUUGCCGCUGCCUUCUUGGCUUACAGUGGUCUCUACGAUCAGACUUUCCGUAAGUCGAUGAUGGACGACUGGUUGCAUCAGCUCCAGCUCUCUGGUGUUCAGUUUAAGCCCCACAACCCAGUCACUGAGUACCUCUCGACUGCCGACGAGCGCCUCAGCUGGCAGGAGAACAGCCUGCCGGUCGAUGAUCUGUGCACUGAGAACGCUAUUAUCCUCAAGCGGUUUAACCGUUACCCUCUCAUCAUCGAUCCUUCCGGCAGAGUCACGGAGUUCCUGCAGAAGGAGAGCAAGGACCGACGCCUUACUGUCACCAGCUUCUUGGACGACUCGUUUACGAAACAGUUGGAGAGUUCGUUGCGUUUCGGUAACCCCAUCCUUAUCCAAGAUGCUGAAUACCUCGACCCUAUUCUCAACCAGGUCUUGAACAAGGAGUACCAGAAGACUGGAGGUCGUGUCCUCAUCCAGCUUGGCAAGCAGCAGAUCGAUUUCUCUCCUUCCUUCAAGAUCUACCUGUCGACUCGUGAUCCCUCCGCCACCUUCGCUCCCGACAUUUGCUCUCGUACCACCUUCGUCAACUUCACUGUCACGCAGAGCAGUCUCCAGACCCAAUCACUUAACGAUGUGCUGAAGUCGGAGAGACCUGAUGUUGAUGAGCGACGAUCCAACCUCAUCAAGUUGCAGGGCGAGUUCAAGAUCCAUCUCAGACAGUUGGAGAAGCGUCUUCUUCAGGCUCUCAACGAGUCUCGCGGCAACAUUCUCGACGACGACAACGUUAUUGAAACCUUGGAAACUCUGAAGACCGAAGCAGCAGAAAUCUCUGACAAGAUGAGCAACACCGAGGGCGUCAUGGCCGAAGUCGAGGAAAUCACCCAGCAGUACAGCAUCAUUGCCCGCUCUUGCAGUACUGUUUUCGCCGUGCUGGAGCAGCUUCACUACCUCAACCACUUCUACCAGUUUUCGCUCCAGUACUUCCUCGACAUCUUCCACUCUGUUCUCCAUGGCAACAAGAAUCUUGCCAAUGAGACUAACCACAACAUUCGGCGGGAUAUCAUUGUCAAGGAUCUGUUUGUCAACGCUUUCAAGCGGACUGCGCUCGGCCUGCUUCAGAAGGACCGAAUCACGCUGGCCAUGCUGCUUGCUCAGGCUUCGCCUUACAAGAUGGACAAGACAUUGAUCGACAUCAUCCUUGAUGAUCGCGUGGAGGGCAAGGAUCUCUCUACCGACUUGGAAUCCCGCGAGGACGCCUGCGCCAGAGCUGGUCGCAUGAGCGUGCUCAAGGACAAGUUGGAGCACAUCACCCCCGAGCAAUGGGAGAAGUUCUUCUCCGAGGAACUAGCAGAGAACUUCGUCCCUAAGAUCUGGGAGGAUAACGUUGAUCCUUUCGACCAGGCCUUACAAUCUCUCCUUCUCGUGAAGCUCUUCCGCCUCGACAGGUUCGUUCCGGCUGCGGAGCGCUUUGUUUCACUCGUCUUUGGCGCCGACAUCUUUGACGUCGUCGAGGACCUGAAGGAGACCGUCAGCCAGGUGCCCGCAACCCGACCUAUCUCCCUGGUCUCCAGCCCUGGUUUCGACGCCAGUUACAAGGUGGACAAUCUCGUCGAAAGAAUGCGCAUCAAGUGCACCAACAUUGCCAUGGGUUCCAACGAAGGUCUGGCAAGCGCCGACAAGGCCAUCAGCAACGCCGCGCAGCUCGGCAACUGGGUCUUGGUCAAGAACGUGCAUCUUGCUCCUACUUGGCUGCAGAGUCUCGAGAAGCGCAUGGAGUCUCUAAACCCUCACUCCGACUUCAGACUAUUCUUGUCGAUGGAGUCGAGUCCCAAGAUUCCCGUCAACCUGCUUCGCGCCUCGAGAGUCCUCAUGUACGAGCAGCCAGCUGGUGUGCGCGCUAACAUGAAGGAUUCCAUGUCCUCGCUUUCCACCAGGGCCACCAAGGCGCCUGUCGAGCGUGCCAGACUUUACCUGCUGCUCGCGUUCCUGCACGCCGUUGUUCAGGAGCGUCUUCGCUACGCACCCAGCUUGGGCUGGAAGGGCUUCUGGGAGUUCAAUGACAGUGAUUACGAAUGCUCCGCAUUCAUCAUUGACACCUGGGUCGAGAACGCCGCCGGUACUCGCACAAACAUUGCUCCUCAGAGCAUCCCAUGGGAGAUGAUCCGCUACCUCGUCACCGAAACCUACGGUGGCAAGAUCGACAACGAGGGCGACUUCAAACAGCUCAACCAGCUUGUCCACUCAUUCCUCACGCCGUCUGCCUACGAUGUCGGACACAAGCUCGUCGAAGGCGAGGAGAGCAGCCUCGAGGUUCCGUCAGGCACUUCCCUGCAGGAUUUCAUGACUUGGAUUCACAAGCUGCCCGAGCGCGAGCCGCCCACGUACCUCGGCCUGCCGGCCAACGCCGAGAAGCUGCUCCUUGUCGGUCUCGGAAAGAGCCUUAUUGAUAAUUUGAAGAAGGUUACGGAGUUGUUGGAGGAGGGUGAGCAGUUGAUGGUUGAAGCCUAG
Colletotrichum karsti is the source of this 15501-nucleotide messenger RNA. RefSeq lists its product as uncharacterized. Gene Ontology annotation, cellular component: dynein complex. The record is from RefSeq and is a predicted model, not a curated record. NCBI's taxonomy places the organism in Eukaryota, Fungi, Ascomycota, Sordariomycetes, Glomerellales, Glomerellaceae. The transcript has 6 exons. Gene Ontology annotation, biological process: microtubule-based movement. Gene Ontology annotation, molecular function: ATP binding; ATP hydrolysis activity; dynein intermediate chain binding.